Messenger RNA from Dermacentor andersoni, 2197 nucleotides. RefSeq lists its product as uncharacterized. NCBI's taxonomy places the organism in Eukaryota, Metazoa, Arthropoda, Arachnida, Ixodida, Ixodidae. The record is from RefSeq and is a predicted model, not a curated record.
AUGAAUGAACCAACACGUGUGCCAAUUUUGGCACCUCCCAAGGCACGCAGGAUGCGCGUACACUGGCUGAGUGUGGCCCUGGUGCUGCACUGUUGGCUGCUCCUCAUCCUGCUCCUGUCCACCUCUGCGGCGGACUCGACCACGCUGAACAGUGCUGGCCAGAGCAUCCACGACAUCAAGGGAGUACCACAGCUGAAAUGGAAUGCCCUGCUCCAACGGCCCGCAUAUACGGCGCAGGUGACCAAGAAGGGUAACCCGCUGCUGAUGCUGAUGGAGCCAGCCCUGCCGGCGCUCAAGUACAUGCUCCCGUUGGUGGCAUUGCUGGCCCUGCCCGAACUGCUGAGCUCGGCCCUGUCGAGCCUCAGGGGCAUGGCGGCGCUGAACGCCGGCGCGUACACGGUGCAGGCCCGGCGCAGGGGCCGCAGGGGCGUCAUGGACGGAGGCCCGGCCCGAGGAGGCCGCGCGGCGCCCGGCGGCGUCGACUUCAUGGAGGGCGCCCAGCAGAUGAUGACCCUGCUGGCUCGGUUGGACGAGGCCGUGCAGCGGUACGGCCAGCAGGAGGCCGCCUGCCAGCUGAAGGCCAUGUGCGAGUUCCACCGCUCCGCGAUGAGUCCCGAGGCGGGCACCGUGGCCAAGAACAUCAUCUCUAUGCUCAAAGCGGACGGCAGGGUGGAACGGUCAGCGAUGCCCGAGGACCAGAAGGCCGCACUGCAAGACUUCCUCAAGGCUGCCCAGAACGGACUGCACCAGCGGAACUGCACGCGCAUCUACCGCGACUGCCACGAGACCACAACCUAACUAGGAUCGCUAUAGCUAAUUAAUCCGCGUAUCGUCCUUUCCGUAUUAUGUUGAGUUUCGCACCGACGACGCUGCGAGACCAGCAAGCGCUCUUGCCUAAGGGAAUUGUGAAGGUUCGGGUCAAGGCGUGCGCGUGUUCUGUGCACUGAAGACGGAGGGCUCCAACUGAAAGUGACAGUUGUUUUGUGCACUCCACGACGGUGUUUCCAGAAGGUGCCAGCUAUACUCGCCUCUGUCGGCACCAUGGAGCCUGGCGUGUGACAUGUGUUCGCUUUCGCUGUGACAGCGGAAAAAAUGAGUGGAGGGUGGCUGGUGUUGAUCACACGGGGAAAAGCUUCCACAUCGGGACAAGAUCGACAGGAGCACAAGCUCGACGUUUUAAUAGCGCGAUAGCAGUUCCGUACCGGCCCAGUCAUUUGCUGAUCGCUCCUCGCACAGGCUGUGACACUGCAGAAUCAAGACGCUAUGUCCAACGCGCUUUCAUCAUUCCUGAUAGCACGGGCAAUAACUAGUGCCGUUUACAUUCUGACAAAACAGAAACGCUGCCAACUCAUUCUGUGGGAGUGACUGCUUGUCGCGUGCUCAAACUCCCUUAUGAGCGCUCUCGUUAUCACAAAUGAAACAAAUUCAGUUUGUUUAGCAACAGACCGAACGUACUCCAUUGUCGAGAACAAGAAUUUGCGAAAACGGAGUUGAGGAUGGCACAAGCAGCUACUCCCGCAAAUGCGCUAACUGCAUUCCCUUACUUCUCAGUGUGCAUAAUUUCUCACGACGGGAACGACAGCUGGACGACAGCGCCGUCGGCAUACGAGUUUGUCCGUGCUAUCAUCGUCCUGCCUUGUGCAAAGUUACGCAAUGCUGUCCACUGAUUAUCGAGUGCUAAUAACCCCUCACAUUGCUCUUAGUUAAUGUAAUUUCAGGUUUGUGAUAACAUGCACUCCGAGCCUCCUAUGAGCAGGCAUUUAUACGAAAGAGUCGUGUUUGAGAUCGAUGGCACAUGGCCGCGCAUCUCGGUAGCUGAGAUGUCAGAUGCGAUCAGUCGAAUACGGCUGAACUGCAAGACGCUAAGCUAGCACGAUCAUAGCAGUUUUAGUAACCGGACGAGCGCGCUGAGACAGUUCGAAGGGUAUGUCCUUUCAAUCUUGUCCCGUAUGUACUACCUCCCAUAGUAUUUCAUAAUGUGUCAUGUCAGCGUGUGGAAGUUCUCGUGCGCCAUUCUUUGUUAUGCACGCGUCUGUGUGCCUCCCCGCAGACCAACAUGUCUUUUUUUUUUUAAGAGAGGAAUAUGGCUGCUUUCUGCAAUGGCUAGCAGCUCCACCGACCUUCGACUUUUCUACAGCUCGUAAUUAUUAGCGUAUGUUCACGCGGUAUACUCGACAGGUGGAUAGCUUUGUUGUGU